Messenger RNA from Volvox carteri f. nagariensis, 3333 nucleotides. RefSeq lists its product as uncharacterized. The transcript is spliced from 11 exons. Gene Ontology annotation, biological process: calcium ion transmembrane transport. Gene Ontology annotation, molecular function: P-type calcium transporter activity; ATP binding; ATP hydrolysis activity. The record is from RefSeq and is a predicted model, not a curated record. Lineage: Eukaryota; Viridiplantae; Chlorophyta; Chlorophyceae; Chlamydomonadales; Volvocaceae. Bases 1 to 3333 code for a protein of 1110 amino acids. Gene Ontology annotation, cellular component: intracellular membrane-bounded organelle; membrane.
AUGGCGGCCGUGGGGAAGGGGGACGUGGAGGCGCCCCCUCCCGCACAGUUUCCGUAUGAUGUCACCCAGGGGGAGCUGCUGGCCAUGAACGAGGCCAAAGACACGACAGCGCUUAAAAGUAUAGGCGGAGCUAAUGGCCUCGCAAAGAAGCUGCUUUCAGACCUUCACAAGGGCCUCGACCCACAAGGGCAAGGUCUGGCCUCCAUUGAAGCCCAUGUCGAUGCUUACGGUGAAAACAAGUUUCCGGAGGUGCCUCCAAAGUCGUUUCUGGCCCUGGUGUGGGGUAACCUUCAAGACCCAGUCAUUAUCAUCCUUAUCAUAGCUGCCUUGGUUUCAACAAUCCUUGGAGCUGCAAUAGCUGAGCAGCGGAAGCAUGGCGAAUGGAUUGAGGGCGUGGCUAUUUGGGUGGCCAUCAUCAUCGUUGUAUCCGUCAGUGCUGGGAACGAUUACCAAAAAGACCGGCAGUUCCGAAAGCUUAAUGCUCAGAAGGACAAGAUAAUGGUAAAGGUGGUCCGUGGAGGCCACACAGAACUGAUUGAAAACACGCAGCUCGUCGUUGGCGACGUCUACCUUUUGGACACGGGAGAUAAAGUUGUUGCGGAUGGCAUUUGCUUUGAUAGCCAGGGUCUGGUCGUGGAUGAGGCCUCCCUCACCGGCGAGUCGGACCCCAUCAAAAAGAACCCCGAGGACGACUGCUGGGUGCGGUCCGGGACACAGGUCACGGAGGGCAGCGGCAAGCUACUGAUCGUCGCCGUGGGUGAGAACUCGGAGUGGGGCAAAACAAUGGCGCUAGUGGGCGAGGCGGGUGACGACGAGACACCGUUGCAAGUGAAGCUUACCUGGGUGGCCAGCACGGUCGGCAAGGUCGGCUUUGCAGUGGCCAUAUGCUGCUUUGCCGCGCUGUUGAUCAAAUGGUGUGUUGUGAACAAGGGGUUCCCCGUCAAGAAGAUCAACCAGAACGGACCCAUCCAGUUCUUCCUGUACUCGGUGACCAUCAUCGUGGUGGCGGUGCCCGAGGGGCUGCCGCUGGCCGUGACCAUUUCGUUGGCGUACUCGAUGAAGAAGAUGAUGAAGGAUAACAACUUUGUUCGCGUCUUGGCGGCCUGCGAGACUAUGGGCGGCGCCACGGCCAUUUGCUCGGACAAGACCGGAACGCUUACAGAGAACCGCAUGACAGUGGUGGAGGGCUGGUUUGCGGGCAAGUCGUACGACCACUGCCCUCAGCCCGAGGAGCUCCCGCAGGACGUGUGCGACGAGCUGAAGCUGAACUGCGCUCUGAACUCGAAGGCGUUUGUGCUAGACAACGGACCCAAAAUUGACUUUGUAGGCAACCGUACGGAGUGUGCGCUGCUUAUGAUGCUCAGAAAUUGGGGCUGCGAUUAUGCAAGCGUGCGCGACGAGUACGAUGCCAGCGUGUUCAAGGUCUUUGGAUUCUCCUCCACGAAGAAGAUGGCCUCCGCCACCAUUAAGUUUGCCGACAAGUUCCGCCACUACAACAAGGGCGCGGCGGAAUGGGUGCUCAAGCGCUGCACAUCCAUGUACGAUGGCGCUCGCGUCAUAGAGAUGACGGAGGUGGAGCGCGCGCGGCUCAUGGAGGUGGUCACCGGCAUGGCCAAGCGCGGCCUGCGCUGCAUCUGCCUCACCUACACCGACUACCCUCUGGUGGACGACAGCCGCCCGCUGGACUUCUUUGAGGAUUCGGACUACCUGGACCGCAACCUCGUGGCCAUGGCUAUUGUGGGAAUUAAGGACCCCGUGCGCAAGGAGGUGCCCGAGGCGGUGCGGGUGUGUCAGCGGGCGGGCAUCACGGUGCGCAUGGUGACGGGCGACAACAUCCACACCGCGCAGCACAUUGCCAGGGAGUGCGGCAUCCUCACGGAUGAUUGCAUUGCGCUGGAAGGCCCGGAUUUCAGGAAGAUGGCGGCGCAGGAGCUGCUGCCGCUGCUGCCCAAGCUGCGCGUGCUGGCCAGGUCGUCUCCGGAGGACAAGUUGACGUUGGUGUCGAUGUUGAAGCAGCAGGGCGAGGUGGUGGCGGUGACGGGCGACGGCACCAAUGACGCACCCGCGCUCAAGGAGAGCGAUGUGGGCCUGGCCAUGGGAAUUGCAGGUACGGAGGUGGCCAAGGAGGCAGCGGACAUUGUCAUUAUGGAUGACAACUUCUCCUCCAUCGUCAAGUCGGUGUUGUGGGGGCGUUCCGUGUUCACCAACAUUCGCAAGUUCCUCAUGUUCCAGUUGACUGUCAACUUUGUGGCGCUCGUCAUUGCGUUCUUUGGCGCCGUGAUUGAUGGCCACGAGCCGCUCAAUGUGCUGCAACUGCUGUGGGUCAACCUCAUUAUGGACACGAUGGGCGCUCUGGCGCUGGCCACGGAGGAUCCCAACCCCGAGCUGCUGCUGAUGAAGCCGUACGGCCGCAACGAAAACCUCAUCACGCGCAUCAUGUGGAAGCACAUUUUGGUGCAGGGCUGCUAUCAGCUCUUUUGGAUGUUUUUCAUCUUGUACGGCGCGCCCAAAAUCCUAACAGACGCCCGCUACGCCAUCGAGCCGAAGGAGGACUUUUGGAUGCGAGAAUGCAGCUCCAAGCUCAAGUCCAACACGGCUCAGCUCUGCAACAUUAUGAAUUACUGCGGCUUCCCAUACCACGAGCCGGAUCCUUUUGGCACGGAUACCGUAAAUUCGGAUACCUGCAGUCUGUAUGCGUCUUGGAAGAACGUCAACAGGACAGUGCCCAGCGAUGCGCGCACAGCGAUGUGCGACUUUAGCGUCACCGCGGGGGGUGUCCGCAGCGAAUGCGACUUGUACAAGGCUUGGCAGAGCGCCAAAAAGACGAUGAACGACGAGUACGCGACCCACACGGACGACGAGUACAGACCCGUGCUUUCAAUUCUCUUCAACGCCUUCAUUUUCUGCCAGAUCUUUAACGAGAUCAACGCGCGUCGCAUAAACGACGAGUACACCAUUUUCACUGGCCUUUUCACCAACCCGAUCUUUGUGACCGUGAUUGCCGUCACGGCCGUGUUUCAGAUUAUCAUCAUCAACGUGCCUUUUAUCAACAGUAAAUUCUUCAAGGUUCAGAGGUUGACUUGGCAGGAGUGGCUCGUCACCGUCGCCAUCGGGCUCGGCGCCAUCCCGCUCAGCCUCGCCACCCGCUUCAUUACCAAGGUCAUGCCGGAGAACUGCCUUCGCGGCACACGUGUACACGCCAGUACGGGCCGUUCACUGUCCGGCAAGCCCAACAGCCGUACAACGUCAGGCGGCAGUCGUACGGUUUCGGGCGCGCGAGCCAUGUCCGGCAACCCGCAGAACCAACACCACCGAGGGAAAACCGUGUCUUGA